AUGGCUCCUAUCAAUGUGCCUCCUAAGCAUAAAAAGCAGUUCGGAAUCAUUCCUGAUGACUAUGUCUUUGCACAGGAGUUAGAGGCACAAAGGAGAAAUAUCGAAGGUUAUGGUAAUGGUAAUGAUGAGGAUAACGAAGCUCUCCGUAAUGAGGCUCCGCUGACUUUUGCCAAUAUUAUUACGGAUGCAUUAAUUGAUUAUCUUACCGCAAACCAGAAUGCAUCAAAAGAACCUCCACAUAAGCGACAGAAACUUGUAACGGGAUCUGAGUUGCAAUCAUUGAACGAUCAUGUGUCGGGAGAUUACAUCGUCGUCAAGGAAUCUUCGUGGGAAAUCAGAUGUCUUCAACCAAAGUUAUCCUCGGAUAGCACCACCUUGACAACUCACCCCGAGUCGAUACAGCUCAAGAAAACGGAUGCUCUGUUGAAGGUUCUAAACACUUACUUUCCUGAUCCAAAUCGCGAAAAUUUGGAUCCGCUGUCUGCGCAAGAUUUCUAUCAAUCUGCACAUUCGUCAGAUCCGGAUGAUGAGAUUCCUGCCUCCAUCGAAACACCCCGCUUGAAAUCAACUCUUUACCCAUUUCAAAAGCGGGCUGUACAAUGGCUGCUUCGCAGGGAAGGUGUCGAAUGGUCUCGCGCGACCGCAAAUGUCAGAGAGGCACAGUUCGAGGUGGCAGGUCAGUUGCCUGUCUCGUUCAUUGCAGCAACAGAUUUGAAAGGGCGCUCUUUUUAUGUCAGUCAUUUGUAUGGAAUAGUUACUUUCAACCCUGCUCCUUUCUUCGCAAUGGAACGAGAAAUCAAGGGUGGUAUUCUUGCAGAGGAGAUGGGCUUGGAACAGUGGAUCAGUGAGAUCAAAACUCAUGCGCCACAUCUCAAGGUUACUUACUAUGAAGGUAUCAAGAGCCGGACACUUCACCAUGAGGCAAUAAUGGACGACUUUGCCACCUCCGAUAUAGUCAUUACCACGUAUGCUAUACUUGCAUCAGAGAUCCAUUUCACCAGUCUGAAUCCGGGGAGAACAUUGCGCAGGGAGUCAAAAUACCGGAGACCCAAAUCGCCUUUAAUUCAGUUCUCGUGGUGGCGUGUGUGCCUAGAUGAAGCACAAAUGAUUGAGAGCAGUGUUAGUAAUGCCGCAAUUGUCGCAAGGAUGAUACCUCGAAUCAAUGCUUGGGUAAUUACUGGCACCCCGGUCAGAAAGAACAUCAAAGACUUAUUAGGGCUACUCAUCUUCCUAAGAUAUGAGCCCAUAGUUUCGCUCUGGCCAUCGUUCGUAUCCUCCAAGCAAGACUUCCACAAGUUGUUCGGAUCCAUCAGCUUACGUCACUCGAAACAAAGUGUUCGUAAAGAGCUGAAAUUACCCAAACAACGCCGCUUCGUAAUAACUAUGCCUUUUAAUGCCAUUGAAGAAGCAUACUACCAAGAAUUAUUUAGUCAAAUGUGUGAGGAAUCAGCAUUAACCCCCGAGGGUAAGCCUCUUAUGUAUGGCUGGGAUCCGAAGGAUUAUGCCGAGGUGAUGAGACGCUGGCUUGUACGGUUGAGACAGGUUACAUUGCACGCCGAAGGUGGUGGACGCAAAAAACGAACCAUUAGGCAAAAUGGAAGUGGAGAUGACUCGGAACCAGUUAUUCAAGCGGCAAGUAAGGUUCUCGAAGUUAUGUUCUCACAAACAGAUGUUGCGAUUAGAACAAAUCAUCGGUCACUUCUUCUUUCUCGGCUCAAAAGAGGGCAAUUGUAUGAGGACUCACCUCGAGUUCAAGAGGCUUUGAAAAUCUGGGAAGCAGUAAUCUUAGAGUCCUCUGUUGGUCUAGGUGAAGCUAGAGAUGAGUUAAUUGGUGAAAUAUCAUCGGAGAAAGCAAAGCGGGCUGUUCAUCUAGAGAAAGGUUCAAAUGCCCCAAGCCAAAGCGCUGAAAGGAUCAAUGAAGAAGAAGUUGAAGGACAAGAUGGAUUGGAUCCUGCCUCGCCCCUAGGACUAAGUCGAGCACAGUUGAGGGCCGCCUUAGAACUCCAUCACAUGGCGGUGUUCUUCCGGGCAAACGCUCACUUCCAGAUUAAAACAAACGAGGAAAUGACAAAACCGGAUUCUCCAGAGUUUAAAAACCUUGAUAUACUCGAAAGACAGGGUUACGAAGAAGCUAAGGACUUGCGGCGCGAGAUAUUACAAGAUGCCUUUAACAAAGCAAACUCCAUGAUGAUCACAAUUAGGAACGAUACAGAAUCCCGUACACCUCUCCAAUUGCCUAAAUACGUAGCCAACACUCUCAGCAGGGGCACCGAAAGCCGCCGUAUCAUGGAAGACCUCGAAAGACUCGGGAUUCAUCUAGACAAUCAAGCUCAUCAGAUUAAUGAAUGGCGAGAUCAUCUCAGACGGAUCUUGUUGAGCACAUUGGUCGACAACGAUGAUGAUGAAGUAGCUAUUAGUGGAGAUGAAUAUGAGAACUCUACAAAAGUACAAGAAGAAGUUGUAGUAUACGUACAAGCAUUGCGGACAAUGAUUGCGGAUAGACAGGCAUCGUUAAGCGGAAUACGGAAUUAUCUAACUGACGAAGAAGCUAAAAACGCUUUACGGGAAGCGAAAAGGGGCGAAGGCCCUUACCCAGAACGACUGCUUGAACUGUUCAAUGUAAGAGACCGCUUUGUUCAUGAACGCAAUAGUGUUAGGGGGACUCUGUCAGCACUCCGGACCCUCGUGUCUAAACUCAAGGCAAAUAAUGCACAAAAUGAACUCUCGAUUGUUGAAUCUCAACUAAAAAUGACCCACAAACAACUCAUGGAUCAGACGAAAGUGGCUGAAGCCCUGGAGAAGGAAGUAGGGCUGUUCACAAAGUGUAUGAACUUUCGGGUGGAAUAUUAUAAACAACUGCAAGCAAUCUCAAAUCAGGUAGCUCCUUGCCCUGUCUGUAAAAAGAAAUUAAUUCACGCAGAUCUUCACGAAAUUACCUACAAACCACAAGAACCAACACUGACCACCGAAACAGAGGAGGUUAGAGAGCCACUAAAGGAACGGUCGCUUAAUUCUAACACCCCUCAAAAAUCCGCAAUCUACUCAGAUUUCAGCCGAGCUACUCUUUCUGCCAUCAAGAACGUCGAGCUUCCAGGUAAUAAUUCAUUUGGCACCAAAAUUGACACCCUUGCCCGCCACAUUCUUUACCUUAGAGAAUCAGAUCCUGGCUCAAAGUCAAUCGUUUUUUCUCAGUUUGCAGAAUUUUUACCGAUCUUGGCUCGCGCAUUCCGUGUAUUCCGCAUCGGCCAUGCAUCCAUUGAUAAGCCUAAUGGAAUUGAGAUAUUCAAAAAUGAUCCCAACAUAGAGGUUUUCCUACUACACUCUCGAGCGCAUAGUGCUGGAUUGACACUAGUUAAUGCUAGUCAUGUGUUCAUCUGCGAACCUUUAUUGAACACUGCGCUGGAAAUUCAGGCCGUAGCACGCGUCGAUAGGAUUGGCCAACUUGUCGACACCAAUGUUUACUUACAUAUCAUUGGCAAUACUGUUGAACAAUCAAUCUAUGAGUUAUCUGUUAAGAGACGUUUAGAGCAUCUGGGGCAUGCAGCCAAAUCGAAAAAGGGGAAGGAGAGAGAGCUCUCGGAUGAAGAACUGGUAGCGCAUGGUCUGGAAGAGGCUGAUAGUAAAGAGAUGCAGGAAUCGAUACUCGCGAAUCUUAUAGCCAAGGGUAAAAGUGGUGAAGUCGUUUCAGAAAAUGAUCUAUGGACUUGCUUGUUUGGUGGGAGAACGAAGCGCGAUACUAUGGAUCUUACUGAUGAUGCUACUGGGGAAGAUCCAAUGGAUGUGGAAGAUCCUAGUGGCAGUAAUGUGGUUUAA
Sclerotinia sclerotiorum 1980 UF-70 is the source of this 3813-nucleotide messenger RNA. RefSeq lists its product as hypothetical. Bases 1 to 3813 code for a protein of 1270 amino acids. The record is from RefSeq and is a predicted model, not a curated record. The transcript has 11 exons. NCBI's taxonomy places the organism in Eukaryota, Fungi, Ascomycota, Leotiomycetes, Helotiales, Sclerotiniaceae. Gene Ontology annotation, biological process: DNA damage response; protein polyubiquitination. Gene Ontology annotation, molecular function: ATP binding; ubiquitin protein ligase activity; ATP-dependent chromatin remodeler activity. Gene Ontology annotation, cellular component: nucleus.